AUGUGGAAGUUAAAGAUAGAAAAAGGAAAUGGAGAAGAUCCGUAUUUGUUCAGCAGCAAUAACUUCGUCGGGCGUCAAACAUGGGAGUUUGAUCCUAAAGCCGGCACACCGGAAGAAAUAGCAGCCGUCGAAGAAGCUCGCCAGAGGUUUUUGGACAACCGUUCUCAGGUUAAAGGUUGCAGUGAUCUCUUGUGGCGAAUGCAAUUUUUGAAAGAGGCGAAAUUCAAGCAAGUGAUUCCGCCGGUGAAGAUUGGCGACGGCGAAGGUAUAACUCAUGAAAAAGCAACAAAUGCGUUACAGCGAGGAGUUGCUUUCUUCUCAGCCUUGCAGGCCUCCGACGGCCACUGGCCCGGGGAGAUGACCGGACCUCUCUUCUUUCUUCCUCCGUUGGUAUUUUGUUUGUAUAUCACAGGACAUCUCGAGGAGGUAUUUGAUGCAGAACAUCGCAAAGAGAUGCUUCGAUAUGUCUAUUAUCAUCAGAACGAAGAUGGUGGAUGGGGACUACACAUCGAGAGCAAGAGCAUUAUGUUCAGCACCGUGCUGAAUUACAUAUGCUUGCGUAUGCUCGGAGAAAGUCCCAAUGGAGGAAGAGAAGACGCAUGUAAACGGGCAAGAAAAUGGAUUCUUGACCGUGGUGGUGUGACUUAUAUUCCUUCAUGGGGAAAAGUUUGGCUAUCGAUACUUGGAAUAUAUGAUUGGUCCGGAACGAAUCCCAUGCCUCCCGAGAUAUGGUUGCUACCUUCUUUUAUUCCAAUACACUUAGUAAUAUGUCACGAUAACGAAAACAUUUCUUCGUACUUCCCGCAGGAAGACGUGUAUUCUCCCCAUCCUUUUGUUCAAGAUUUGUUAUGGGACACUCUUUACGUCGCUGUGGAGCCGGUUCUUACUCGUUGGCCGCUAAACAAGCUUGUAAGGGAAAAAGCUCUCAGGCUGGCAAUGGAACACAUACACUACGAAGACGAGAACAGCCAUUAUAUCACCGUUGGAUGUGUUGAGAAGGUAUUGAGCAUGCUUGCUUGUUGGGUUGAGAACCCGAACGGGGAAUGCUUUAAGAAGCAUCUUUCUAGAAUUCCGGAUUACAUGUGGGUCGCCGAAGAUGGAAUGAAAAUGCAGAGCAUUGGAAGUCAGCUAUGGGAUACAGCGCUUGCGGUUCAUGCUAUACUUGCUAGUGAUCUCUCUGAUGAAACCAAUGAUGCACUCAAGAAAGGACAUGACUACAUUAAGAAAUCUCAGGUUAGAGAAAAUCCUUCUGGUGACUUUAAGAACAUGUAUCGCCACAUGUCCAAAGGAGCAUGGACUUUUUCUGAUCGAGAUCAUGGGUGGCAAGUUUCCGACUGUACAGCUGAAGCUUUCAAGUGUUGCCUUCUGCUCUCUAUGAUGCCAGUUGAGGUUGUUGGUCAGAAAAUAGAUCCCGAACAGUUAUACGAUUCUGUUAAUAUUCUACUAUCUUUUCAGAGCAAGAAUGGAGGCGUGCCUGCUUGGGAGCCUGCUCGUGCAUAUAAAUGGAUUGAAUUUCUUAAUCCCACCGAAUUUCUUGCUAAUAUUGUGGCUGAGUGUGAGUACGUGGAAUGCACAUCAUCGGUCCUACAAGCUUUGGCGCUGUUCAAGCAACUCUAUCCAGGUCAUAGGGCAAAAGAAAUCAGCAUGUUCAUUGAGAAAGCGGUGCAAUUCAUAGAAAACAAUCAAAUGGCAGAUGGUUCAUGGUAUGGGAAUUGGGGUGUAUGUUUUAUUUACGCCACUUGGUUUGCUCUUGGCGGUCUAGCAGCCGGUGGUCGAACAUAUGAAAAUAGCCAGGUAAUGCGUAAAGGUGUUGAGUUUUUGCUCACGACACAAAAAGAUGAUGGAGGUUGGGGAGAAAGCUAUUUGUCAUGCCCUGAACAGAGAUACAUACCAUUAGAAGGGAAAAGAACCAACCUUGUGCAAACCUCUUGGGCAAUAAUGGGUCUAAUUCUUGGAGGACAGGCCGAGAAAGAUCCAAUACCUCUUCAUCGUGCUGCUAAACUUAUCAUCAAUUCACAACUGGAAAAUGGAGAUUUCCCUCAACAGGAAACAGUAGGAGUGUUUAUGAAGAAUGGCAUGGCACACUAUGCUACAUACAGAAAUAGUUUUCCAUUAUGGGCACUUGCUGAAUACCGAAAAGCUAUGCCGAAUACUCAUCAGCAUCCAUAG
Molecule: messenger RNA, 2169 nt
Organism: Microthlaspi erraticum
Lineage: Eukaryota; Viridiplantae; Streptophyta; Magnoliopsida; Brassicales; Brassicaceae
Source: the annotation of a GenBank genome assembly